Jaculus jaculus (lesser Egyptian jerboa) is the source of this 3106-nucleotide messenger RNA. RefSeq names its product purinergic receptor P2X 7 (gene P2rx7). The record is from RefSeq and is a predicted model, not a curated record. Lineage: Eukaryota; Metazoa; Chordata; Mammalia; Rodentia; Dipodidae. Gene Ontology annotation, cellular component: nuclear inner membrane; plasma membrane. Gene Ontology annotation, molecular function: purinergic nucleotide receptor activity; extracellularly ATP-gated monoatomic cation channel activity; ATP binding. Gene Ontology annotation, biological process: response to ATP; monoatomic cation transmembrane transport. The coding region runs from base 1 to 1788 and encodes 595 amino acids. The transcript is spliced from 13 exons.
AUGCCAGCAUGCUUCAGCUGGAGUGAUGUCUUACAGUAUGAGACAAACAAAAUCAUCCGGAUCCAGAGCACCAAUUAUGGCACCAUUAAGUGGGUCUUGCACAUGAUCGUCUUUUCCUACGUUAGCUUCGCUUUGGUGAGUGACAAGCUGUACCAGCGUAAAGAGCCUGUCAUCAGCUCAGUUCACACCAAGGUCAAAGGGAUAGCAGAGGUGAGCCAGGAGGUCACAGAGGGCGGGCUGAAGAAGUUGGUGCAGAGUGUCUUCGACACCGCAGACUACACCUUCCCUCUCCAGGGGAACUCAUUCUUUGUGAUGACAAAUUUUCUCAAGACAGAAGGCCAAGAACAGGGCCUAUGUCCUGAGUUUCCAACCCCCCGGACACUCUGUUCCUCUGACCGGAGUUGUAGAAAGGGCUGGAUGGACCCACAAAGCAAAGGAAUCCAGACUGGCAAGUGCAUAACAUACAAAGGGAACAAGAAGACCUGUGAGGUCUCUGCCUGGUGCCCCAUUGAGGAGGUGGAAGAGGCCCCCAGGCCUGCACUCUUGAGCAGUGCUGAAAACUUCACAGUACUCAUCAAGAACAACAUUGACUUCCCGGGACACAACUAUACCACGAGAAACAUCUUGCCAGGCCUGAACAUCUCUUGUACCUUUCAUAAGACUCAGAGUCCGCAGUGUCCCAUCUUCCGACUGGGUGACAUCUUCCGGGAAACAGGAGACAGCUUUUCAGACGUAGCCAUUCAGGGAGGAAUCAUGGGCAUUGAGAUCUACUGGGACUGUAACCUGGACAGUUGGUCUCAUCACUGCCGCCCCAAAUACAGCUUCCGUCGCCUGGACGACAAGACCAUGAAUGAUUCCUUAUACCCUGGCUACAACUUCAGAUACGCCAAGUACUAUAAGGAAAACAAUGUUGAAAAACGGACGCUAAUCAAAGUCUUUGGGAUCCGUUUUGACAUCCUGGUGUUCGGCACUGGAGGAAAAUUUGACAUCAUCCAGCUGGUCGUGUACAUUGGAUCCACCCUUUCCUACUUUGGUUUGGCAACUGUGUUCAUCGACUUCCUCAUCAACACGUACUCGAGCACUUUCUGUCGCUCCCGCAUUUAUCCCUGUUGCAAAUGCUGUGAGCCUUGCGCAGUCAACGAGUAUUACCACAGGAAGAAGUGUGAGUCGAUCGUGGAGCCGAAGCCGACAUUAAAGUAUGUGUCCUUUGUGGAUGAGCCCCACAUCUGGAUGGUGGACCAGCGGCUGCUUGGGAAAAGUCUGCAAGUUGUCAAGGGCCAAGAAGUCCCAAGACCCCCGAUGGACUUCACAGACCUGCCCAAGCUGCCCUUAUUUCUCCACAACCCACCCCCCAUUCCUGGACAGCCAGAGGAGAUGCAGCCGCUUCGGGGAGAGGUGACCCCCAGGCCGAAGGGCAGUCCUGGCUGGUGCCAGUGUGGCAGCUGCCUCCCGUCCCAGCUCCCCGAGCGCUGCAGGUGCCUGGAGGAACUGUGCUGCCGCAGGAAGCCGGGGCCGUGCAUCACCACUUCCGAGCUCUUCAGGAAGCUCGUGCUCUCCAGACAAGCCCUGCAGCUCCUCCUGCUCUACCAGGAGCCCUUGCUGGCCCUGCAGACAGAGGCCACCAACCACCUGCUGCGACACUGUGCCUACAGAUGCUACACGACCUGGCGCUUUGGCUCCCGGGAUAUAGCUGACUUUGCCAUCCUGCCCAGCUGCUGCCGCUGGCAGAUCCGGAGGGAAUUCCCAAAGACUGAGGGGCAGUACAGUGGCUUCAAGAGCCCGUACUGACAUUCCGGGGCCACAGCCGUCACACGCAAGUCAUCAUGGCCCACAGGGGAGCCUCGCCUGCAAAGACCUGUGUCAGAUUUCUAGCCGAAGGGAAGUACAGCUCCUCUCUGUCAGCUCUUGUGUUUAGACCAACCAGCCAGCACCAAACCCUCUCCAUAUGGAAAAGAGCCAGAUUCCAAUUCCAACUUCCCUCUGUGCCCAGGAGGUUGUGCCACCCAGGCCUGUAAUGUCUGGACCUGGGUCUCCUCAUUGCCCAAGCUGCUUUUCAGAGCUCGUAAGGGGAGAGUGUGACAGUGGCUGUGACUGGUCUUGUAAUAGACAGAGCUGUAUGAGAAACAACAUCCCUCAUUACAGGUGACACUAGACUAAUUUCUAACUGAGAACAGCCCCUUGGGUCCUGGAUGGAGAAUAAAGUACAGGUAGCUACAAAUUCUUUGACACUAGACUGCCAAGGCUCAAGGGUGUUGCCUCCUCUGAGUGUGGGCUGCUCUGCUGGCAUUGUCUAAUAGUGGAUGUGAUGCUGUAUAUAUCUUAGGAUCCUAGGGGGCUGGUGGCUUUACUUCCUGUCCUCAGAACUCCUGCUGGGACGAACCCAACACCCAGGUAACUAACUGUCCACUGCCAUGCUGAGCGGAAGGCCGGCCAGCUCCAUGGAGCAGAACUGUCCAAUCAGCCACCAGCUCUCCUGCCUCCAAGCCCAGCCACCCCACAAGGCAGGCAAGCAACCCUCUGGGGAGCCCAGAUUCUGCUAAUGUAUGACAGGAAUUGCCCAACAUGCCCCAAGGAAGAACUGCCUGAUCAACCCAGAGAAAUAAUCUCUAUCUUCAGCACCAAGUCUGGGGCUGUUUAGUUCACACAGUAGGUAACUGGGACAAAGAGCAAGCCCGAUACUUGAGGUACAGACCCAGCCGCCACCUUCUUUGAAUCUAAGGUCCUUCCUGAGCUUGGUCUGUACCUGGAGCCUGUGCAGAGUUAGGUCUCUAUUGCGUACUUAGAGGAGGACUCACCUUGCCAGCCCAGGAUGCCCAUAAAUCUAACCAAAUAUCUUUCAGUUCUCAUUGCUGUCCUAUGGCUGAAAGAAUACUGUGGCCCGAAACCAGAAAAGGCCACGUUGGAGCCUGUAGCAUCCUGCAUUUUGCAGUCAGUAUGAAUGGAUGCCACUUUUCAAAAAGUCUGUUGACACACCCCUGUAGUCUUCACACCCAGGAGGCUAAGGCAGGAGGAAUGAGAGUUCAAGACCAGUCUGGGCUAAAAAGCAAGACCCAGCCUCAAAAAAAAAAAACAUGUCACCUCCACCCUUCACACUUUCUCUAUACCU